Molecule: messenger RNA, 1273 nt
Organism: Hemicordylus capensis (graceful crag lizard)
Lineage: Eukaryota; Metazoa; Chordata; Lepidosauria; Squamata; Cordylidae
Product: matrix metalloproteinase-23-like
Exons: 8
Coding region: 31-1215 (394 amino acids)
Biological process (GO): proteolysis; collagen catabolic process; extracellular matrix organization
Cellular component (GO): extracellular matrix
Molecular function (GO): metalloendopeptidase activity; zinc ion binding
Source: RefSeq, a predicted model, not a curated record
GGGUGGCCGGGGUUCCUUUUGUGCCCCAGAAUGCCAAGGUGGUGCUGGUGGUCAGCUGCUGCAGUCCCGUUCUUGCUGUUGCCUGCAGUUCUGUGGCUUCUGCAAGACGCCGGCCCAGAGCAAGAGGGGGAAGAACCAGCCCGGUCUGAAGCAGGCAGCAUUGCUGCCCAGCCGUCAAAUCAAGGCACAGCCAGGAGGAGGCGCUAUGCAAUUAACCCACUAGGCUACAAAUGGGACCAUGUGAAUCUGACUUAUAAGAUUCUGCAGUUCCCCAGCACCCUCAACAAGGCCGACACUGAGAGAGCCAUCGCCAGCGCCUUCCGCAUGUGGAGUGACGUUUCGCCACUCAGCUUCCGACGCCUGGCCCCUUCCCAGCCGGCAGACAUCACUAUCGGUUUCUACACUUUCAACCACACCGACUGCUGGUUCUCCCCCUUACAUCCUUGCUUCGAUGGGCUGAAUGGGGAGCUGGCUCAUGCUUUCCUCCCUCCCCGUGGUGAGAUCCACUUCGAUAACCAUGAAUUUUGGAUCCUGGGCCGCUCACGCUUUAGUUGGAAACAAGGCGUGUGGUUGAAUGACCUGGUGCAGGUAGCAGCUCAUGAGAUUGGCCAUGCCCUGGGUCUGUGGCACUCCCGUGAUGUCCGAGCCCUCAUGCACCCCAAUGCCACCUACAGCAGGACGUGGCGCAUUGGCCAGGAUGAUGUCUGGGCCAUCCAGCGGCUGUACGGCUGCUUGGAUGAGAAGAGGCAGUGCCAGCCAUGGGCACAGCAGGGCUUCUGCACCCGCCAACGAGCCUUUAUGAAGAGGCACUGCCCCAAGACCUGCAACGCUUGCUUCGAGCAUUCUGCUACCGCCUCGUCGUCCUCCUCACCUCCCCGGCCUUCUCUUGUGCAGACCAGAUACAUCUCCAAGGGCAGGGUCAUCACCUUCCGUUGUGGGCUGAACUCUUCCAGGUCAAUCCAAGUGAGCUGGUAUAAAGAUGGGGAGCUGCUGUCCCGUUCCCUCCCAGGCUUCGAGCUGCUUCCCAGCCAGGACCUGCGUGUCGUUGCUACCGAGUUCAGCGAAGGGCGGUAUGCCUGUGUGAUCCGACGUGGCACCAGAACACUCCGGGUUAAUUCCUGGCAGAUCAAGCUCAAGGCCCAGCGGCUCCUGCACCCCAUGCAGCGGCCACAUAGGGACACACAUUUGACUGUACAGACUGAAACAACAUCAUAGGAGAUGUAUUUAAGAGUCCCAGACAGCCUCUCAUUGAGGGUAGGGUGUGGUGUACGUC